Molecule: messenger RNA, 6919 nt
Organism: Xyrichtys novacula (pearly razorfish)
Lineage: Eukaryota; Metazoa; Chordata; Actinopteri; Labriformes; Labridae
Source: the annotation of a GenBank genome assembly
ACUCAUUUCUCCUGAAGGAUGAGAUCCCUGAAACACCUCAAACAUCACUCCAGGAACAAUGUGGUGAGUUUGUAACCUAAAGAUAAAGAAAGAUGUGUCGCUGCUAGAGACUAGUGGGUGUUGGAGCUACUUGUUUGCAGUUUGUUAGUGAGGUGUUUACACUCUUGUUUGCCUGUGAGUGUGAGGGGAAGCGCGAUUACUUUUCACAUUCAUAUGAGUACCGCAGUGGGAACAUCUUUUCAAAAAGAUAGGAGUUGUGCUUCUAUCUCUGCUGCACGUUUUCUCUUCCUGCUCUUGCUCUAAUUGUUUGUCCUUAGGUGUCUUUCAGAUGCAACUUUUAAUGUGAAAGUACGGACUCUUGCAAUUACUACCCUACCUUUCUCUGUCUCCUUGUCAUUUGUCUUUUUUCUCUUUCAUUUUGUCAGCCUUUCAUUUUGCUGUGCUUUUUCUUCUCUCUCCUGCUCCCCCCUCCCUCCUUCCCCUCUUUCACUCACUCACUCUGUCUUUCUGUCUCUCUUCAGCCUCCCCCCGCACACCCCUCCCUCUCCUUUUCCUUUCUCUCUUCCCUCCUCUCACAUGCUCACUCAAUCUCUCCUUCCCCUUCCCUCCCCUCCUUCUCCUCCCCUCUUUCUUUAUCUUUCAGCCCCUCCAUCUCAUUUCUGUCUCCGUCUCCCUCCCUCCACUCCUCCCCCGCCCACAGCUCUUUCUCCUUCCCUCCAUACCUCCCUCCCUCUCUUUUCUCUCACUUGCACACACACACUCACACACACACACUGUCAUGCUUUCAAAUACACACCCAGUCUCUUUCCUUUCUUUCUCACAAACACACAGUCUGUCUCUGUCUGACUACUUUAAAAGCAGUAAUUAUAAAUGACGUGGUUAUCAGGGCAUCCAGGUCUACUCCCCUCUCCAAACACACAUACACAUGCACGCAAAAGCACACACAGAUACACACACCUUUAUUCCUAUCUCCUCUUCCUUUUCUGCCCUUUUUCUCAAACCACUCUUUUCUUGUCCCCUAGUAUUGUGUCAGGAGAGGAAGCAGCUCUUGCUCUUAUGAAUGGCACAGAGUGAGGACUAGUGUGUGACAGGAAAGUAGGGUCAGAGCUCCUCUCUAUACAUGCUGAGAAAUAACCUCAAACCACUGACCUGCAAUGUCAGCUGCCCCUCUGCCAUAGGACCAGUUUGGUCAUACAGCAGUUUCUUCCUCAUAGUUUUAAUGUUCCACUUUUACAAGCGGCAAGGUAAACAUGUGCAUGAUAGUUGGAAACACUUCCGUAGCGUGCAAUCAUGUUUGUGGGUCUUAUGCAUCAGGCUGGAAUACAGAAUAAGCCUGAAGCUCAAUUGUAUGUCUGUUAUGGAUAUGAGUCUGCCUGGCGGCAUAUAUCAUCUUGUUAAAGGCGCCCGGUGUGGCAGGCAUUAUGAAGUCAGCUAUGGCAAGUGUGGAGCUCAGACCUUAUGCUCCUCAUGAAUGGGACAGACAGAACCAGUGAUGAGCUGACUUUGGUCAGUGUGGCUGCCCCGGGACCCCACAGGAAGUGCUGAGGACAGUCCACGGAAGUCAACUUCCUGGCUGGACCUGCAUCCCUUGUUGUGUUCUUUAUUAUUCUAAAGCCUGUGAAGGAAGGAAGCCGAGUGCUAACACAGAUCUGCCUUAUCUUCUCAAUCGACGGUUUUGUGGAUUCAGAGAAAAAAGAAACAAGGCGUAGUCCGAGUGUGACUUUAACAGAGUAACUCUCAAAAACAAGAUCUUAAUUCUCUCCUUGAAAAUAGGGAAUAGAAGGCUAUAUUGAUUUUGAUGUGAUGCUGAACACUAAAUUUAAGCCACCUUCUUUCGAUAAGAGGGCAAUAAAAAUACCUCGUUUGUAUUAAUAGCACGGUUGCCAAUAUGAGGAGGUGAGGUUGGGGAAAUAAGGUUAUAUGAGGAAUCAUUCUGUAGGGAAGAGAUUUGUAAAUAAAGAACAAUAAUCUAAAAUACACACACCGAUCUAUUUUUAAAACAAGCAUUGUAUGUUUUGUGUGUUUUCUUCCAGGAGGAGCAAAGUAGCCGUUUGGUGCGGACAUACCCCAAGAUGACUGAGGGCCAAAUGGAUGUGGGCACGCAGACAGAGCCUGUGGUGGUGCUAUCGCUGGCUCAGGCUGCCGUUCUUGGACUCAUCUCCCAGAAUGAAAUCUUUGGGGCUACCAUAGCUCCUAAUGGCUUUUACACAGGGGAGCCCAGAGAGUGCCCCCCUCCUCCGCCAGAGGCAAUUGAGUACGAGUAUGCUGACCAGCUAAUAGGGGCAAAUGGAGACUACCUUGCAGAGCCGGCUGGGAGGCCAGAGCCACAGCCCCACUGCAGUGAGAGAAGGCGACCUGGACCCCGCGGAAGAACCAAAAGGCCAAGGACUGAUGAAGAAUCUGAGAUUCCCCACAAAGUACCAAGUCCACAGACUCAGGUCAAAGGUGAGCGUCUUGAGUCUGAAACCCCUCCGUCAUGUGUUCACAUGAACAGCAGUCAAACUCCAGGCAAGUCAGAGGAUCCAGUUUCUCAUCAAGUUUGUCUGAAAGAGGAGCAGGCCUGUGGAAACUGUCCUUCAUGUGUGCGGGGCACAACAAGGCCACAAACAGAUGGACAGCCAGAGCAGGAACAGGAUGCUAAUACUGGCAGAGAAAGAGAGGGGAAGGAAGAAGAGCUGGUGGUAGAGGAAGAGGAGGAGGAGGAGGCACUUAACCUCAAGACCAGUGGUGAGAAUGGCAGUCCCCUAGAGAAUCGCUAUUAUGAGUCCAAUGAGGCGGCCUACGAGUCUUCUGACAUGGCCAUGCCAGGAGAGUACGAGGAUAAUAGCCAGGCUAUGCUAUGGUCUGACCCAGAGGGCCUCGCCAGGCGAAUGCAAAUCGACCGGCUGGACAUUAAUGUACAGAUCGACGAGUCUUACUGCGUAGAUGUGGGAGAGGGUCUAAAACGCUGGAAGUGCCGCAUGUGUGAGAAGUCAUAUACAUCCAAGUAUAACCUUGUGACUCAUAUACUUGGCCAUAAUGGAAUUAAGCCUCAUGAAUGUUUACACUGUGGAAAGCUUUUCAAGCAGCCGAGCCAUCUCCAGACUCACCUGCUCACCCACCAGGGAACUCGACCUCACAAAUGCACUGUUUGUGAGAAGGCCUUCACGCAGACCAGCCAUCUGAAGAGGCACAUGCUACAGCAUUCAGACGUCAAACCCUACAGCUGUCGCUUCUGUGGCCGAGGUUUUGCCUACCCGAGUGAGCUAAGGACCCAUGAGAACAAACAUGAGAAUGGUCAGUGCCAUGUCUGCACCCAAUGCGGUCUUGAGUUCCCAACAUAUGCACACCUGAAGCGCCACCUGACUAGUCAUCAAGGCCCUACAACCUACCAGUGCACCGAGUGCCACAAGUCUUUUGCAUACCGCAGCCAGCUACAGAACCACUUGAUGAAGCACCAGAAUGUGCGACCCUAUGUAUGCCCUGAGUGUGGCAUGGAGUUUGUGCAGAUCCACCACCUUCGGCAACACGCUCUCACUCACAAGGUACUGGCAGCGCACACCCUUCCACUGAAGGUACUGAAACCAAAAGAUGUGCCUUUGUCUUCCAGUUUGUGUUCAAAAAGCUUGUCUUACGCAACCGCACAUCGCUUAACCUUGACUUAAAAUAGAAAAAUGUCUCUAUCCUGAUAUAAAAAUAAGGGAUUUUGGGAUUUAAAGAGAGGUAUUUUGACAUCAUUCACUCAUACUCCUCUGUAUGAAUCCUUAUAUCACAUGAGGGUAUACUGCACACUUGCAUCACAGCCUUUCUGCAAAACCAGUUGCUUUGUAAACACAGCCUUCAAAGGCCUUGAGUUUUUGUGUGGCUCAACCCCCUCCUGCAUGUGUUUUGUGUUGUGUGUCAUUUGCAGAGCUACUUCCUUUGUGUCUGAUGAAUCACUCGUCUGUCUCUCCAUCGCAUUAUGUGGUCUGUUUUCCUCUACAGAGGGGGCAUACUAUCCACUGGAUAUACUUUUGUUAAUCAGUUAAAUUAAAGUUGUGAGUCCUUGUUAAAACUUCUUUCGACUGUUCCACUCAGUUGUGCUCUGAACACUUAGGGUUGAAGUGUGAGGAUUAUAGAUGGGAAGGGAUAGACAGUAGAUGAGCUGGAUCUUAGGCUAUAGGGCAAAUGUGCUUAUGCAAGCACCUUGUCAAUUGUCCCCCCUUGACUCAUUAUUUAUUUUCCUUUCAACUACUUGUACAUGGUUGGCCAAAUUAAUUGAACAGCCCAAACCCUUUUUGUUCCUACAGGGUAUGAAAGAAUUCAAGUGUGACGUCUGUGCCAGAGAGUUCACCUUGUCUGCCAACCUAAAGAGACACAUGUUGAUCCAUGCCAGUGUGAGGCCCUUCCAGUGCCAUGUCUGCUUCAAAACCUUUGUCCAGAAGCAGACCCUUAAAACCCACAUGAUUGUACACCUGCCGGUCAAGCCUUUCAAAUGCAAGGUGAGUCUUUCUUUUAAGAGCAAACCCAUCGUGAUGGCGCAGGGUGGGUUACUGACUUUUGUGCUCCCGUGUCUCAGGUCUGUGGAAAGUCGUUCAACAGAAUGUACAACCUCCUCGGUCACAUGCAUCUCCAUGCUGGCAGCAAGCCCUUCAAGUGCCCUUACUGCACCAGCAAGUUCAACCUGAAGGGCAACCUCAGCAGACACAUGAAGGUCAAACAUGGCAUCAUGGACACCUCAAUAGAUGGACAAGGUGAACAGCCCCAUCAGAUCUCCCUAAUUACUCUUUCUGCUAUGCAAAAGACGCAGACACUUCAGAAUAUCUGAAUUCAUUGACUGGUUAUUACAAUUCACACCAGUUUUAAGCAACUAUGUCCCCAUUGGGUCUACUUGGAGGGCCUCAUGUAGCAUUAUUGUCACUCAGUCUGUUUCUAAUGAACUUUGACUCGGCAUGUACUGUAAUCCACUGGCCAAGUGUUUUGAUGUUACUCUGUCACUCCCUCCCUCUGAGUUUAGUAUUUAUAACAGUGCCUGGAUUAGCCAUGCUUGUCUCUAUCAGUAGAGACUGAUACUGAGUCGGGGAGGAGGAGCGAUCAAGAGCUGUCCUCAACGAGGCCAAUGGUCUCUAGGAGGGGGCCACAAUUAUCAGAGUUAUUGAGGACACCGUGCCAACAAAUAGUGUUUUUGCUUCCUCCUUCAGAACCACCACAAGACCCAGAAGGGCAGGAGGACUUUGAAGAGGAGAGCUUUGAAUUCAGCGAGCGAGAAAACCGGGCUAACAACAACAACACUCCAGACAUGGCGAAACUCUCUCAAAUGGAGUAUUACAACACCUAUGGGAAAGGCGCGGGGCGCUUCAGCACAGCAUGAGCUAUCAAACUCACCUCAAAGUCAAUUUAAGUGUUAAAUAAUGAAAAAAAGCAUUUUGCCUUUUUUUGGUUUUGUUUUGUUUUUUGUGAUCAGACAUUGCGCUGGGGUUAUUCCUCAAGGCUUUGGAGAAGACUGCACAUUCAUAUGCACUGAACUUACAGAUAAAACACAAAUUUUGAAAAUGUUUACUUUUACAUGACCAUUAUUUUUCAUCUCUAAAAAACAGCAAAUCUACUGACAUAGUAUAUUAUAAUUAAAAGGGUUAACUGUCUUUGACAGGAGCAUUGAGGUUAAAAAAAAAAAACUAUAAAUAAAGGUUUUUACUGUCAGUUUCUUGACCACAGGAACAUCAUCUGAGCCUAAUUUUAAAGCACAUUUUUUUGCCUCAAAUCUAAAGGCAUAUGGUAAUGUUAUACUGCACUUACUUGUUCAGACAAUCCCGGUCUCUUUCAACUGUUGGGAUAAAUUAAUGUGAAGGUUUAAAAAAGGGAACAAGUGUAACUGCUCAUCUCACUUGCCAAAGCUUUGAUUUAUACUGUGAUAAAUCACAUUUGAGGUCUGCUAAAUGAGUUCUGCGAUCUGUGUUGUAUUGUAUAUUAUUGUACAGAAUGUAUCAGUCUGCUUGUAUGUUGGCUGGUAUUAUAAUCAGUGCAUUUCACUGAGGGUCACUGUGUCUACUUUUAAGGUUCCUGCAUUAACAAGCAUCACCCUGUAUUGAUCUCUAGUCUAUGAAUGUAAUUGUUUCUGUGGAAUGUUUUUAAAACGCUAAUGAAAACAAAAUCAAAACACCCAUUUCAAUGGUAGGACCCCUUUACCAAAGAAUUGGAUCAAAUCUUGCAGCUAUGGAUGCUGUAAGUCUCUUUUCACUUGCUGUUGUGUUAAGCUGGGACAUUGGAUUUCAUGGGGUCCAUUCACAAACCUCAUGAAAUUACAUUCAGGUUUCUCUCCCACCCAUCUGUAGAUCUCUUCAAAAGAUUACCGCAGAGACCAGACUAUGGUACAGCUUCUCUUUCAGCAAAUCUCACAAUUUUCAUCCCAUCCAGGGAUUCACAAGACAAGACUGCGGCAUUUUUUUUCCUAAAGCAAUGCAAACAUGGUUUCCAUAUUGCAGUUAUUUUUUUCUGGAUGAAUCUCAACAAGAAUUGUCCCCAAAAACUCGGACAGAAAUAUUAAGUGCCCCGGUGUGUCUGCAAGAGCAUGCCAUCCAUCAUGCUGUACACUGCUCUCAAGUGAUGAACGACAACCUCCCAACAUGUGACAGGGCCACGGACCUUGUGGAAAAUGAUUUGGGAAAUGCUCAAUAUAUUCAGUUUCCCUAUGCUAAGCUUUUCAAACUUGAAACCUAAAAACUAGGUAUUCAUUUGCAAUGUUUCUAAAGCACAUUAAAAUAAAAAUGCUCAAUUUUGUGAGUUUUUCAGCUUCUGUGUUCAUUAAAUCACUUUUUUUAGUGAUGAUACAAAAAGGGGAGAUGUCCAGUUUAAAUGACUUCCUGUAUUAGACAUUAGUGUGGAGAUAAUGUGGAUAGAAAUGUAUGCAUAAUGUUGUGUAACAGAAGAAACUGUAAAAUAAUAAAUUUAUUUACCUUAAAAA